Messenger RNA from Aspergillus steynii IBT 23096, 575 nucleotides. RefSeq lists its product as uncharacterized. Lineage: Eukaryota; Fungi; Ascomycota; Eurotiomycetes; Eurotiales; Aspergillaceae. The coding region runs from base 66 to 521 and encodes 151 amino acids. The record is from RefSeq and is a predicted model, not a curated record. The transcript is spliced from 3 exons.
CAAGCAGACCCAUCAAAGAAUCUAGACGCCCAAGCUGAACCCGCUAUCCCGUACCUACGGUUACAAUGGCAAAGUAUCUAUCAGAUGUGACUGUCAUGUACGCGGAUAACGAGUACGCCGCGCCAGAUGAGGCGAUUCCCGAAAUCCAAGGCAAAACAUCAGACAUCAACGCCGGCUACGGAGGAAGAUUCGUAUGGCUGAAACCGGACUGGACCCCCGACAAGCAAAAUGCAAUUUCCAACCUCUCUUUCACCAAAUCCAAUUCUGAACUCCGGAACUACAACGAUAUCACGGUUCGGGUCAGCGCCAAGGACGCAUAUCGGUACAUUGUACCUGAGCGUGGAGGAGAAUCCAAGAUAACUAAAGUUGCUCUUUUCCGUACCUCCGAGAAUUUGUCUUCCGAUCAGAUUCUGGCUCGUAUCAAGGAAAGGGGGUUCUACCAUUUCUCCUCUGAUUUGAAUCAGGGGCGUGGUGGUGAUUAUUUGUAUUUGUUGUGGGCGAACGAGACGGAACAGAAUUGAUUCGCGAAGAUUCAUACAGGUCUCUGUAUGAUUUACAAGAAAAUAAAACAUGUC